GCGACUGUGUAGAUAAAAAAAACAAAAAGUGCAUUCCUGGAAGUACCAGAAAUUAUCAUAAUAAUGUUCCCGAUUGUCCUGACUUUCUUGAUGGCGGGUGCGCUCGCGCAGAUCACGAUCGACCCUAAAGACGUGGAGGCCAUAUUUGGUACACCGCCGACGACGUCGACGACACCGGGAGCCUUUGAAACGUUAACCCUGAAACCUACUGACGCGACGACUACGUUCACGGAUAAGAAUGGACAGCCAUGUAAAUGCGUUCCAUAUUAUCUUUGCGACGUAGGCAGAGCCGAAAUCAAAAACUUUACUGGAUGGGGCGAAUUGGAUAUCAGGUUUGGAGAGGAUGACAACUGUCAGGAGAGUGUGGAGAAAUGCUGCACUGAACCCAAAACAGACGAAGACGUUGACAUGCCAGACACAGAACCGUAUACCCUAAAGGGUUGCGGUUACAGGAACCCGGCGGGACUGGACUUCACGAUCAAAGGAGGGACUGGUCACGAAUCCCAGUUCGGCGAGUUCCCCUGGGUUGUGGCGCUCACUGCACUCAACAACUCUUACGUGGGUGUCGGCGUCCUCAUACAUCCGCAGGUUGUGAUGACAGGUGCCCACAUCGCAUACAAGUAUCCCGGGAAUCUGAAGAUCCGAGCGGGAGAAUGGGACACCCAGACAACGGGGGAGAGACUGAAACACCAGGAGAGGGUUGUCAAGGACAUGGUAAUACAUACAGGUUUCAAUAAGGUAAAUCUCUUCAAUGACAUCGCUCUACUGCGUCUAGAAGAGCCGGUGACGUUGGCUGAACAUAUUAAUGUAAUUUGUCUGCCGUCGCAAGAUGAAGCGUUCGACAACACAAAGAAAUGCGUCGCCAACGGCUGGGGGAAGGACUUUUUUGGCCAACAAGGCCGGUACGCUGUGAUACUCAAGAAGCUGGAGAUCGACAUGGUGCCCAACUCGCGCUGCCAAAUGCUUCUCAGGAAGACGCGUCUGGGAUCACAUUUCAAGUUGCACAAAACCUUCGUUUGCGCCGGCGGUGAGGAGGGGAAAGAUACUUGCACGGGUGACGGCGGCGCUCCCCUGGCCUGCCCCGUGUCCAUGUCCGGUGAUCGGUACAAACUGACCGGUCUGGUGGCGUGGGGCAUCGGCUGCGGCGGCAAGGAUAUCCCGGCCGUAUACGCGAGCGUACCGUACUUCAGGAACUGGGUGGACACCCAGAUGACUGCCUGGGGUUACGAUACUGCAGGCUACACCAUAUAAACGGAUAUUUUAUAAAUAAAUAAAACGACAUUACGAAUG
This is a messenger RNA of Diatraea saccharalis (sugarcane borer), 1290 nucleotides long. NCBI's taxonomy places the organism in Eukaryota, Metazoa, Arthropoda, Insecta, Lepidoptera, Crambidae. The record is from the annotation of a GenBank genome assembly.